UUUUUCUUUCUUGUCUACUUCAAUUGUUUCAAUUGUGCUGCAAACAUGAUAUCCGUAACACCUUGCAUAAUCGGCGCCUGUUUUUUGGUGGCCUUGGCCUCGGCCGCUCCCUCGCCGUGGAUCAUCGGAGGCGAGCCAGCAACAGAGGGUGAAUUCCCGUCCAUCGUGUCCGUGCAGGUGGAUGUCUUCAUCAGCACCUUCAGACACAACUGCGGCGGAACAAUCAUCUCGGAACGGCACAUUUUGACCGCAGCCCAUUGUCUCACAGCUUGGACGGCCAAAACUGUGCGCGUGGUCGCUGGUUCCUUAAGGGCGGGCGUCAGCGAGGGCGAUAUUUACAAAGUGGCUGCGCUCACGAUCCACGAAGAAUACGACCAAAUAAAUGCGUGGAUAAACGACAUCGCCAUCAUCACUCUCGAAACGCCCAUCGUGUUGAAGCCAGGCAUCGUGGAAAUCGUCACUCUGCCUGCCGAGGGUCAGAGUCCAGAGGACGGCGCCGUCGCCGUGGUGGCCGGGUGGGGAGACACUCAAGCGCGCUCAGACGAUUUGCUGCGGGUCGAAAUCAAUAUCGUCAACCAGAGAGAGUGCCAGGACAUUUACUAUGGCAUCGGAUACCCUGUCUACCCUGGACAGAUAUGCGCUGGCGUUCCUCAGGGAAAUAUGGGCUCUUGCCAAGGUGACAGUGGCGGCCCCCUAUAUGUGAAUGGCAUUCAACACGGACUUGUUUCUUGGGCACUGGGAUGUGCCGAUCCAGGCUAUCCUACAGUCUUUACCCGAAUUAAUUAUUACAUCAGUUGGAUUCAACAGCACAUGCAGUAAAAAUGUGAUUUUAAAUGAAUUAAAGGAGGAAAAGUAUAA
Messenger RNA from Cloeon dipterum, 858 nucleotides. Its product is annotated as mite allergen Der p 3-like. Gene Ontology annotation, biological process: proteolysis. Lineage: Eukaryota; Metazoa; Arthropoda; Insecta; Ephemeroptera; Baetidae. The transcript has 3 exons. The coding region runs from base 46 to 819 and encodes 257 amino acids. Gene Ontology annotation, molecular function: serine-type endopeptidase activity. The record is from RefSeq and is a predicted model, not a curated record.